Molecule: messenger RNA, 1967 nt
Organism: Actinia tenebrosa (Australian red waratah sea anemone)
Lineage: Eukaryota; Metazoa; Cnidaria; Anthozoa; Actiniaria; Actiniidae
Molecular function (GO): protein binding
Source: RefSeq, a predicted model, not a curated record
UGUAUGUAUGUAACGCGAAGCCAGAGAAGUUGCUAAUGGAUUAAAGGCUUUAAGGAUAUAUAUUUCACUACAAACAUAAGAAAUGUCAAUAAUUCUCAGUGGAUCAUAGGUGUCGUUCAACUAAUAAGGUAGAACAGAGGGCAGCAGAUCAUUACAUCCUUGACAUCCAGUUCACUAGCACGACACUAAAGGGAGUUAGUUAAAGAGGUAUAAUUCAAGAUUAAGGAUGCCAGCGUUAGUAAAGGCAAUAAAUGAAAGACGAUUCAGACAGGCAAGAUUUCUUGUUGCUUCAGGCUACAACGUCAACGACAAGGACCACGAAAGUGGACACACUGCCCUGAUAGCUUCGUGUCUUCUCGAGAACGAACGAAAAGCCUGUUGUAUCAUCAAGUGGCUCCUCAGACACGAAGCUUGCCUUUUGACAUCCGACAAUCGAGGUCUCACACCACUAAUGCAUGCUUGUAAGAACAGGAAAUACCGGGUUGUUGAACUCAUUCUCAAGGAAAAAGAGCUUGAUCUUAAAGCUCAAGACAAUGAGGGGAAUUCCGCAUUACUUUAUGCCACCAGAUCUGGAGAUUUAAAAAUAACAAAAAUAAUCCUUCGAGAAUUUGUUAGAAGAAGAGUUCAAGGUCAGGACCAAGCGAAUAGUGCGGGUGAAACUCCUCUUAUUUUAGCUGCGAAGUUAGGACAUUGGGAAUGUUGUGAUGUUCUCUUAAAGGGAGGGAAAGCCUCCCCACAUGCCAGAGAUUUUGAGAUGAAAAUGACAGCCGAGGAAUGGAAGAUGUCAACAUUGCAUAGCAAUGCGCUACCUUUGGGUAAGAAAAGUUUAGAAGGGCUUUCAAGGCAAGUAAGAAGUGCCAAUGGGAAAUGCCAUUCGGUUGAACAUGCUAAAGGGCAAGAUGUGACAGCGGAUGGAGGUGAUCAAAACAGCGCAAAGAAUUCCAAACAAUUGCAAUCUUCCAAGCCUUGGGUUUACAACGACAGCAAUCGUUAUCACUUUUCUAGGUGUAACGAAAUUAAUCACGAUGAAAGAAGCGUAAAGUUGUUGGAUAAAAGGAGCCGUCGAAAGGGAAAUCCCAUGAAACAACGAUAUGGCGACUACGAUGAAACAAACUUUGAAGUAAGAAGCACAGCAGCUUCACCACUUGGAGAAAUAAAAUCUAGCAACAUUUUGGCAAAUGAAGACAAAGGAAUUUGUAUGAGAGGCCACACUUCAAAAGGUCUGAAAAGCAUCGAUGUUGUAAACGGACAUGACCGACAAACGUUCUUAAAGAGUAGAAAAGACAAUAGAUCAAUGUCAGCUCCACAAAGAGCCUAUGAAAGUCACGUUGGUCGACUUCGUAAAACCUACGAUGAAAAAUGCAAGAAUGCUUUGGAAAAGAAGGAUGUUCCUGACUGGACACAACCAAAAAGGCAAACAUCAUUCACAAAUGAUCAGCUUCCAAGCCUCUUGCGUGUCUUGGGGGAUCAGCAGUCGUCUUCCUACCGCGUCAAAGCCACACCUCCCCCUCCAGAACCAGAACCAGACCUGAGGAAAGAAACCGGCGAUCCACGACGUAAGGAUAUUCUCAAAAGAUUUGCCAAGGCCGGGCUUGCGUCCAUGAUGAUGAGUAAACUAGGUGGUGUUAGGAGAAAAAGCGGUGCGACAGAAUACACUGGGAAGAUUAAUUCUCCUUUGUCUGGACACUGCAAACGUAGAACAAGGUCUAACUCAUGUAGAAGUGAUGGCUCGUCUCACUCAACCAAGAGUUUGUGGAUAUAAUUUAGGUUAAGCGCUUUACGUUAAAAUGAGCUUGCAGCGUCUAAGAGAAGUGUGCCUCGUGUUUAAACCAACUUCAUUUAGGUUGCAACUCGUAGGUAUUGUCAGAGUGCGAUAAACAAGUUGCAUUCUGGUCUAGCUGGAGUAUCAACGACACCACAUAAGACAUGAACUAAAAAUGUUUGUAUCUUUAGCUGAUGGAUUUACU